AUGGCAGAUCAGUUCAAGGCCCGGACGCUGAAGCGCAAGAAUGUCAAAGGUCUUGCUUUGAAUGCUGCACCUAAGGCGGCUGACAAACCCUCUGAUGGCGAUGCCCAGAUCCCGGGCGCCCUCGGCAAUACCGAUAGCAAUCGGACCGACACUCUCGAGAUUGGUCUGGAGUUUCGAUUGGAUCUCCGCAGUGAGGAUCUGAUCACAUUGAAGGAGCUCGGUGCUGGAAAUGGCGGCACCGUCUCCAAGGUGAUGCAUGCAUCCACCAAAGUGGUCAUGGCCCGCAAGGUGAUUCGAGUGGAUGCCAAGGAGAACGUGCGCAAGCAGAUUCUGCGCGAGCUCCGAGUGGGACACGAGUGUAACUCUCCAAACAUCGUGACCUUCUACGGAGCCUUCCAGAACGAGGCCGGAGACAUUGUGUUAUGCAUGGAGUACAUGGACUGCGGAUCCCUCGAUCGUAUCUCGAAAGAUUUUGGCCCUAUCCGAGUGGAUGUGCUCGGUAAGAUCACCGAGUCAGUGCUGGCUGGUCUCUGCUACCUCUACGAGACCCAUCGCAUCAUGCACCGGGACAUCAAGCCAUCCAACGUGGUGGUGAACUCACGGGGCCAGAUUAAGCUGUGCGAUUUCGGUGUCGCCAGCGAGACUGUCAAUUCGAUUGCCGACACCUUUGUCGGUACAUCCACCUACAUGGCGCCCGAGCGAAUCCAAGGAGGUGCCUACACGGUCCGCUCAGACGUAUGGAGUGUGGGCCUAACGGUCAUGGAAUUGGCGGUGGGCCAUUUCCCUUUCGACAGCUCCGACUCUGCAGCGGGCGAUCGAGCCAGUGCAGGACCGAUGGGAAUUUUGGACUUGCUCCAGCAAAUUGUCCACGAGUCCGCGCCCAAGCUGCCCAAGAGCGACGCCUUCCCACCCAUUCUACAUGACUUUGUGGGCAAGUGUCUUUUGAAGAAGCCCGAAGAGCGCCCAACUCCACGAGAACUUUACGACAAGGAUGCUUUCUUGCAGGCGGCCAAGCGAACACCAGUCGACCUUCAGGAAUGGGCUAUCAGCAUGAUGGAGCGGCACAACCGCAAAUCUUAUCUUGCUCCCCCAGCACCCAAGUCUCUCAGAGACACGCCUUCCUCAAUGCCCCAUUCAAAUUCAUCGUCAUCACCGGCACCCACGGCCACACCCCCCGUGGUAGGACAAAAGCCGGCCCCCAUCAGCAAGACUUCGCGCCCUUCACAACCCCAGGCGCAGUCGCCAUAUCAUCCUGCGGCGGGCGACAUCCCCUUGAACAUCGCCCAGGACUAUCCCACCGCCAGCCGACCAUACGGCUCCUCACAUGGCCACUCACACUACGCCAAUCCCGCCUCCUACUCGCAGUCCCGGUCUGCGCAGUCUCCUCCUCCUCCGUCCUUGGAGCAUCUCUCCCUCGAUAGCAGGGAAGAUGACCCCCGCUACGGGCGCCGCCCGAUGCGCCACCACGGGGACCCGGGGUCCGCGGUCGAGCCACCAGCUCGGCCUUAUAUGAGUCCGCGCUCCGCUAGCUCCCACAAUUCGAAGCGGACAAACCUCACAACGGGCACACUGCCGAUUAGGGCUGCCCCCCCGCCCUCGCAAGCCCCGCCGCCACCUCCUGUGUCGGCUGGUGGUAGCUGGCGAGGGUACCCGGGUCAGAUGCCUUCGUCGUAA
Messenger RNA from Penicillium oxalicum, 1674 nucleotides. RefSeq names its product MAP kinase kinase Ste7 (gene ste7). Lineage: Eukaryota; Fungi; Ascomycota; Eurotiomycetes; Eurotiales; Aspergillaceae. The transcript is spliced from 4 exons. Gene Ontology annotation, molecular function: protein kinase activity; ATP binding. Gene Ontology annotation, biological process: protein phosphorylation. The record is from RefSeq and is a predicted model, not a curated record. Bases 1 to 1674 code for a protein of 557 amino acids.